Messenger RNA from Ctenopharyngodon idella (grass carp), 4055 nucleotides. RefSeq names its product sorting nexin 29 (gene snx29). The transcript is spliced from 21 exons. Lineage: Eukaryota; Metazoa; Chordata; Actinopteri; Cypriniformes; Xenocyprididae. Bases 462 to 2981 code for a protein of 839 amino acids. The record is from RefSeq and is a predicted model, not a curated record. Gene Ontology annotation, molecular function: phosphatidylinositol binding.
GUGAACCGUCCCUUUAAAUCAGACUUUCAGUCAAAAACACCUUUGAACGACUUCAAAAUACUUAUAUAUUUCUAUUUUUGUUAGCCUAUGUAGUUUUGACCCACGUGACAAUGUUGAUGUCACGUGACACCAAGCCAUGUCAUGUGACUGACACGAGCGCUGUACAGUGGUAUUAGCGAGCUCUCGUUAGCACAACGAUAGAAGAGUUUAGCUAGGUAGAAUUUGUUCACUCAUGUUGAACAGUAAACAUUUACGAUACUCCAUAAAACAACGUCUUCAUAGUUGUGAUGCAUUAAACGGCUUUAAAGUGCUAGUGUUGUCUGAGCUAGGCCUCGGUUGUAUUGUAACGCUUAACUGCUCUGCAAAUGAAACUAUGGAGAACGACACAAAAUGUAAACAAUGUUGUUAAACUUCUCUUGGGAUUAAUCUGAAAAUUUUAGGGACCGACUCAACUGUGAUUCAUGUCGCUUGCUAAAUCGUUUGAUCGGGAAUUUCAGAAUGAACGGACACUGUACCUUACAGGCGCACAGCAAAAUGACCUGAAAAGACAAAACUUGUUAGAGAGACUUCUUGAUGCAGUUAAGCAGUGCCAAAUUCGCUUUGGUGGCAGGAAGGAGAUUGCCUCAGAUUCUGAUAGCAGAGUCAUAUGCCUGUGUGCCCAGUUUGAAGCAGUACUUCAGCACGGCUUGAGGAAGAGUCGCGGUUUAGCCCUUACAGCAGCUGCCAUUAAACAUGCUGCUGGAUUUAGCAGCAAAACUGAAGCAGAGCUGACAUUCUGGUUUUAUGUGAAGGAGCACCUCAACCGUCAUGAGUUGCAGCGCUUCUACUCUCUGCGGAAUAUCACAUCUGAGCUGGGCCGGGGCAGGGCAUGGCUUCGUUGUGCCCUGAACGAACACUCGCUAGAGCGUUAUCUGCACAUGCUGCUUGCAGAUAAUGCCCGCCUUAGUGCCUUCUAUGAAGACUGGGCUUUUGUCCUGGAUGAGGAGAGAGCCAGUAUGCUGCCCACUAUGGCUGCAGGGCUCAAUUCCAUCCUGUUUGCCAUCAACAUUGACAACACGGACCUAAAUGGCCAGGCCCGCGGGGGGUCGUCUGUCUCCCACCUGCUUAAAGAGUCCACACAGGGCAUGAGCAGUUUGUGGAAAGAAUCUACUCAAGGUGUCAGCACACUUCUGCGUGAAAUUGGUACUGCCACUGCAGUGGUUCCUGGUUUCAUCCCUCGCUCGGAUGCUCCAUCAGACCCACUGCCUGUCUUGCCCCGCAGCACUUCUGCAGAUUCCGGUUUAAGAAAAGAGCGUAGACGUAAAAAGAAGAUCACAAACAUCAUCUCUUUUGACGAUGACAUGGGUGCGGAAGAUGAGGACGAGGCUGGCGAGGAUGUUGUGAGGAGUCUCAGGAAGAGUACGGGUGGUCACGUAAGUUCCGAGGAGGCUCUGGAUCCUCCGGACUCUGCCUCUCCCGUUCAUAACGGCCUGACCGAGCCUGGGAUUGUGAGCUGGGCUGAAACACCUCCACAGAAUGGAGUGCUGCCCGAUACCAAGAGCAUUGACAAUGAGGAGGAGGAAGAGGAUGACAGUUAUGGAAAAAGUAGGCAGGUGCCCCCAGAAGAGGAUCAUGGGAAUGGGGAGCGGAUGGUUGUGGGGAGUUUAUCCAGUGUUUCUACAUGGAGUCCAAGGCAAGUCAUCACAGACAAUGACAAUGACAACUCGCACAUUUUCAUACCUCUGGCCUCCAGCGAGCCCUACACACACCAAGCUGGUAGUUCAGUUGAGAAUGUUGAUUUUCAUGGACAGAAGGAGAGCUCAAGCCCACCAACUGACAGUGAAAAACGAAGCCAACUCCAAUUUAGCAUGGAGCCCGACUCACCGGCACAGAUUGCUCCUUUGACCGGUGUUCUGCCGACCCCUGGCCUUCCUGAGUCCAUGACCAUUGCUGAACUGCGUCAAGCCAUUGUGGCCAUGAUGAACAGGAAAGAUGAACUCACUGAGCAGAACACGUCUCUGCGCAGUCUCCUGGAUGGAGAGAUGGAGCACUCUGCUGGACUCAGGCAGGAGGUGGACAGCUUGAAGAAGAGACUUGCUGAGCUAGAGGAGAGACAUGCGGCCAAAGUCCAAGCUCUCAUGAGAGAGAAUGAGGUUCUGAAGGUUCAGCUGAAGAAGUAUGUUGGAGCUGUCCAAAUGCUGAAAAGGGAAGGCAGCCAAGGCAAUGACGCAUUGACCAUUCAACGGAAUUGUGAUGGUCCCCCUCCAGCCCCCCAAAACCGGUCCGUGGCUGAUAUAGAGGAACUGGCUGCCAACUAUGAGCGUAAACUCAUCGAGGUUGCUGAGAUGCACGGAGAGCUGAUUGAGUUUAACGAGAGGCUGUACCGCUCCCUCAUGGCCAAAGACAACCUGAUCGGACAGAUGAGGCAGGAACUCAUCGACCUGCGUGGCCCAGUGCCAGGGGACCUGAGCCAGACCUCUGACGAUCCCAGCCUAUCUGACUUUGAGACAACUCAACGUGCCCUUGUCAACGUGUGGAUCCCCUCUGUGUUCCUUCAAGGUCGGGCUGCCAACGCCUAUCAUGUAUAUCAGGUGUACAUUCGAAUUCUGGACAAUGAGUGGAAUGUGUACCGGCGCUAUGCUGAGUUCAGGACGCUGCACAAUUACCUGCGGCCGCAAUUCCCACAAGUCGACACGUUCAAUUUCCCACCUAAAAAAGCCAUCGGCAACAAGGAUGCCAAGUUUGUAGAGGAGAGGAGGAAACAGCUGCAGUCGUACCUUCGUAUGGUGAUGAAUAAACUGAUCCAGACACUGCCUGAAUUCACUGCCCAGCCCACAAAGGAGACCUUACUGCAUUUACUGCCUUUCUGCCAGGACAGCCCGACGGCCAAUGAAAGUGGAGCCAAAACUGCCCGAUCCAAAGCCUCCAGCCGCUUUCCCAGACUAGGCCGCAACUCGGGCCGUGAAUCCCGGAAUCCUGAACCCCAAAGCGGUGACCUUUAACCUCUGAGCGCAAUCCUCAGAACUCGUCAGUAUUGAUGUACUGAGCCCGGGACCUUUUCUUCUAUUAUGGAUGUACAUACCGCCACUGUUGGCAACUAGCUGGGACGAUUAACUAAAUCAGCAGAGUUGCAGGAGAAUGCGGCAGAAUGUUCAGUUACUAUUGUGCCUAGUGAUUUAUAACAGAUACGUGAAACUUUUAUGAGACUGCGAUGAGAAUUGUGUGAUCGUCUGGAAAAUAUUUGCACAUCUUUAUAUGAUUUGACAGCGACACAUGGGACUCACUUUUAUUUUUUUUUCUAUAGGUUUUGUUACCAUGCUCUGCUAUGUAUGAGGCACAAGGCUAAUGUAAUUGUAUUGUGACUGCACUUAUAAUACAUAAACAAAACAAUCUCUUUCCACCUUCCUGUCCACAAUAAAUCAGGAAAACGUAUAUCAGAUUUUAGAAGAAUGUCUGGUGAUGGUCAGAACACGAUGAAGCCCUUCUAAAGUGUUAAACGGGUAUGUCUAGCCCUUGUUUGUCUGUCCCUGAAAACCUUUCAUUGGAAAUUUCCCGGGCUGCCAUUAUCCUGUAUGACCUCGAGAGUACUGUUACAGAGAAACUGCCGUGGGUGGGGCGUAUCGCAUUGUGUGGACUAAACAGAAGAGAAUUUUGUAGCGGGGAAGCCUCCACUGAAUGAACGAGCGGAUCAUUUUGUCCUAUUUUAACUACAAGCACGAUGAUUGGACAUCAUUUCUAAUAAAUAGUAUUUAUGAUUUUUAACAUGUUGUAAUGUAUAUGGGGAUCAUAGACAAGAACCAUGAUGUGUUUAAAUGAAUAAAUAGUCCACUAUCAAAUUGAAUGUGAUGUAGAAUUGCCAUCAGAUUCUGUUAAGCUGUAACAUACAGUAGCAGAUCAUUUGUGUGCUUUGCAUAUGUGUCUGUUUGCAACCUUUUGUACUAGUAAGCAACUGUAUAUGAUGAUUUUUCUUAAACAGAGUAUCUUUCUGUCCCAAAUGUGACAGGAAGCAGCUGUUUUUGCAGCCUUAGUAAAAGAGCUUAAUGAAUACAUGAAUAAAUGCAAGUACCAACACACAA